Molecule: messenger RNA, 1427 nt
Organism: Neltuma alba
Lineage: Eukaryota; Viridiplantae; Streptophyta; Magnoliopsida; Fabales; Fabaceae
Exons: 3
Coding region: 31-351 (106 amino acids)
Source: RefSeq, a predicted model, not a curated record
CUUGAAACUUCAUCUAAUUCGGCAAUUCCCAUGGAGGAACACAACAGAUCAACGUGUUCUGCAAAUGGGCAAGUGAUGAUGCAGGUGGAGAGCUGCAACAAAGCUUCUAGGCCUUACGACCUCAGGUGCCACAGUGCCUCCUUUGCACAAACACAAAAAGGUCCCAAGGACUUAAAGAUAGGGAAGAGCAUUUCCAAGUCUUGGAGCUUCACUGAUGCAGAGUUUCAGAGGAAGAAAAGGGUUGCUAGCUAUAGAAUGUACUGUGUGGAGGGUAAGGCCAAAGGGUCCUUAAGGAGGGGCUUCAAGUGGCUCAAGGAUAAGUACUCCCAGGCGGUCUAUGGCUGGCGGUGAUUCGCUGGCUUCCCUACAAUUACUCUGUAUCCCACAUGUAACUAAACUCCUCCUCACGAUUUUCUUUCUUUCUUUCUUAAAUUUCUGUGAUCAUCAGAAGAACUGGAAAUUAAAUGGAUUCCUAUCGGUUUACUUGGCUCGACCUGUCGCGACACUGGGUCCUGUAAGGCCUUCCAUCGUGUUCAAACUAUAUGCGUACAACAUUUCACGGUUCUAUAUGUUAGGGUCGUAGCCUGUUGACCAGCAGCAUAAAAUGGCAGGUGACGUGGACCAUAAGCUAGAAAACGAACUGAUGCGCUUUUAAUUUUUUCAAUAGCAAGGAAACGAUAUAGGGAGCUUCAUGUCUCACAAGGUUCUCUUGCCUGCAAUCGUAAUAGAUGGUAAUGUCGGUAUUAUAGAGAUUUAAAGACACAAAAAUUGAAGCGAAGGCAGCUUCGAUAGCAAUGGCAUCUUAGAAAUGCUAAAAGCCAAGAAAGAUAAAGGUAAUGGAGAUAAGAGGGAAGAGACUGAAUACCUCUGCAGAACCUUCAUGACUGGUCCGGAAAAGAUAAGAGAGAGGACGGAAGAGACCCCCUUAGGAGCAAGUAAUAGCCAUUUACUCUGCCUGAUUUGACCAAACGACAAAGACAAGGACAAUUAUGCUACCAUUGGUGGAAGAUUCCAUGAUGCAAGCAAGACAAAUACCUUAUUGAUAAACCCCAGGAGCAUUAUGAAACCUGAGACUCGUGUCUUUCCCCCGCAAGUUGUAAGGGGCCACAUUUUCAAAGGGAAGAGGCAUGAAGGCAGUCUAUUCCUGCAGUGAAAAAAGACCGUAAGAGACAAGAGGGGACUAAUCAAAGGGAAAAGAAGACACUGAUAUGGGUCCUAUCCUAGGGACACUAGCUUCUAAAGAAAUUUCCUGUUAGAUGCACUUAGCACCUCUUAAUAUGGCCAAUCUUGAACCGGAAAACAUCGCAAGUCUCAUGUUUCCAAUUGCCAAAUUGGUUUAACAUGGUAAAAAGUUAUCUAUAAAUUAGUGGAUCGGCAAACUUACCAACACUAAUGGAUAGUCUCUCUGGGCUAGCGCUCCCUACAAA